GAGCGCCUUUGUGGGGAGACGCCGCGCCGGCAUCACCUCCCCCCCGCGCCGCCCGGGCUGGGGCCGGGGCUCCCCGCCGCCCCCAUGUGCCGGCUGUAGGGUACGCGCCGCCGCGCCCCUUCGCCCGAGGGGUUCGGGGUUGCUUGUUUUUGGGUUCCCUCCCCCCCCUUCCUCCUCCUUUUUUUUUUAACAGUCUAUUUUUGUACACUUUGCUAUAAAACCAUGGUGCUGGGGAAGGUGAAGAGUCUGACGAUAAGCUUUGACUGUCUGAAUGACAGCAAUGUCCCCGUGUACUCUAGCGGGGACACGGUCUCAGGAAGGGUCAGUUUAGAAGUAACUGGGGAAAUUAGGGUGAAAUCCCUCAAAAUUCACGCGAGGGGACACGCUAAAGUGCGUUGGACUGAAUCGAGGAAUGCUGGAUCCAACACUGCCUAUACACAGAACUACACCGAAGAAGUGGAGUAUUUCAACCAUAAGGACAUCCUGAUCGGCCAUGAGAGAGAUGAUGACAACUCAGAAGAAGGCCUUCACACCAUCCUUUCAGGAAGGCAUGAAUAUGCAUUCAGCUUCGAGCUUCCACAGACACCACUUGCUACCUCAUUCGAAGGCAGACAUGGCAGUGUGCGCUAUUGGGUGAAAGCCGAAUUGCAUAGGCCUUGGUUUCUACCAGUAAAAUUAAAGAAGGAAUUUACAGUCUUUGAACAUAUAGAUAUCAACACUCCUUCAUUACUGUCACCCCAAGCAGGCACAAAAGAAAAAACUCUCUGUUGUUGGUUUUGUACCUCAGGCCCAAUAUCCUUAAGUGCCAAAAUUGAAAGGAAGGGCUACACCCCAGGUGAGUCAAUUCAGAUCUUUGCUGAGAUUGAGAACUGCUCUUCCCGUGUGGUGGUGCCAAAGGCAGCCAUUUACCAAACACAGGCAUUUUAUGCCAAAGGGAAAAUGAAGGAAGUCAAACAGCUUGUUGCCAACCUGCGCGGGGAAUCCUUGUCAUCUGGCAAAACGGAAACCUGGAAUGGCAAACAGUUGAAAAUUCCACCUGUUUCCCCUUCAAUCCUUGACUGUAGUAUAAUUCGUGUGGAGUAUUCAUUGAUGGUAUAUGUUGAUAUUCCGGGCGCCAUGGAUUUAUUCCUCAACUUACCACUGGUCAUUGGCACCAUUCCUCUACACCCGUUUGGUAGCAGAACAUCAAGUGUGAGCAGCCAGUGUAGCAUGAACAUGAAUUGGCUUGGUCUGACACUGCCUGAAAGACCAGAAGCACCUCCCAGCUAUGCAGAAGUGGUCACAGAGGAACAACGACAGUCCAGCCUUGCACCCUUAGGUGCUUGUGAUGACUUUGAGAGGGCACUUCCAGGACCAUUGUUUGCAUAUAUCCAGGAGUUCCGUUUUCUGCCUCCACCCCUCUAUUCAGAAAUUGAUCCAAACCCAGAUCAAACCACAGACGACAGACCAUCUUGCCCCUCUCGUUGAAGGAAUCCAUAAGAAGCUGACUUGACUUGGGUUUUGAACCAUACCUGCCGUGUUGAAGGUCAAGGCAUCGUAGUGGAGACGCUUUCAGAGAAAGUGGUUUUGCUCUUGCCUGUAUGGUGAAUAAAUGAAAACAACCUGUGAUCAUGCUUUGAAGCCUGCAGUAACAUUGUAGGACUGCUCCACAUGCUUGAAGACCUGAGCUUUCCCCCCUCCCUCUUAAAUACUGGCACAUACUAGGAGCAGCCUUACUAACCUACAGUCAUGUGUGUCCAAACACUCAAACAUGUUAAGAGAGGGAUGGCUUCCUCUUAUGAUUUGGAAAUUUGCACAUGCUUAUUGCUUACAUUGUGCGGUUCAGUGUCACUACAGCUUUUUCUCAUUUAUGCCGGACUGUUGUUACCCCUUUCUUAUUUGUUUGUGGUCCGCACAAUAAGGAGCAAAAGAAAGCUUUGACAAAAAAAAAAAAAAAAAAAAAGGAAAAAAACAACCAAACAAACAAAAACAAACAAACCAACAGCAACAGACUUUGACAAAUGCACUGACUUUUCUUUUUUUUUAAUUUAAUGUAGCCUGGACUUUACCUGCAUAUGCACAUGCUCAGAAUUGUCCUAGUAGGCUGAUCAUGUAUCACCUCUUCAGCUUGGAUCCUAUUGUGGAUUUAUUUACAAACAUCAAAUGCCUUCAAGCCAAUCCUUCUUGCUUUAUGUUUUGCAGCCUACUGUAGUAGAUAAGCAACAGAUGUGGGGAUAGGGUGGGGGAUGAAGAGUUAAUAGACAGAAACUAAUAGACUUCAUCAAGAUUGUAUACCUUCUUGAUUUCUUUUAAGAAUUUGUUGCCUUUCUACUAUUAUCGCAAAGCAGCAUUUUGUUACAGACUGCCUAAAAAUCACUUAAUCUCAGGUGAACUCAUCACUUGCCAAACUGUUGGAAUGCUAUUUGUUUUGUUACAUUGCACUGUUAAGUUCUUUUUUGUUUUGUGUUUGUAUUUUGUUUUUGUUCUUUAUUUGAGAGGGAGAUCUGGAAUAGGGACAUACACAAAAGUUACAAAACCCACCCUCAUUCCCAUUUCUCUUUCUGCAUUAUAAAAAAAGAUGUUCAAGUUGUGAAGCUCUAAAAAAAAAAAAGG
Messenger RNA from Chiroxiphia lanceolata (lance-tailed manakin), 2592 nucleotides. RefSeq names its product arrestin domain containing 3 (gene ARRDC3). Gene Ontology annotation, cellular component: cytoplasm. The transcript is spliced from 8 exons. The record is from RefSeq and is a predicted model, not a curated record. NCBI's taxonomy places the organism in Eukaryota, Metazoa, Chordata, Aves, Passeriformes, Pipridae. Gene Ontology annotation, biological process: protein transport. The coding region runs from base 223 to 1467 and encodes 414 amino acids.